Molecule: messenger RNA, 870 nt
Organism: Eruca vesicaria subsp. sativa (arugula)
Lineage: Eukaryota; Viridiplantae; Streptophyta; Magnoliopsida; Brassicales; Brassicaceae
Source: the annotation of a GenBank genome assembly
CUUGCUUCUUCGCCACCCAACCAAUCAAGAACUGAUUACUCUUGAAUUUUUCUGAACAAGCAAAGGAGAAACAACAAGGGCAGCCAUGAACUCGAGUGUUUUCACUUGCAGCUACGCAAUCUCUGGUGCUAGCUCAGCAGAGCUAAACCAGAAAGUGGGUUUGGUAAAUAAUUCAUCAGUUUGGUUUGGUCAGAAGAAACAAACGCUUCCUGUGAUCAAAGCUCAACAAAGAGUUAGUGGUGAUGAUGUUAAUGGAAGAAGAUCCGCAAUGGUUAUCUUAGCUGCUACACUCUUCUCCUCUGCCGCUGUAUCUGCUUCUGCUAAUGCUAGCGUCUUCUUCGAUGAAUACCUCGAGAAGAGCAAAGCCAACAAAGAACUGAAUGAUAAGAAGAGAUUGGCAACAAGUGGAGCAAACUUUGCGAGAGCAUUCACUGUCCAGUUUGGAAGCUGCAAGUUCCCUGAGAAUUUCACUGGUUGCCAAGAUCUUGCCAAGCAAAAGAAAGUACCAUUUAUCUCAGAAGAUUUGGCUUUGGAAUGCGAAGGCAAAGACAAAUACAAGUGUGGUUCCAAUGUUUUCUGGAAAUGGUGAUCAUGUUUUGUUUGUAUAUGCAAUCUUUAUUCAUCAAAUUUGCUCAUAUCCAUUUGAAUCUAUAAAGUUAACCUCUACUGAGAUAAAUAUUAUUGCACACACAAAAGAAACCAAAGAAACAUUAUUCGUUGUGGAAACAAAGAGUUACAAAGAAAACAAACACAAAGAACGAAUCAGAGAGAAGAAGCUUUCUCUUGCUCAGCAAUGGACUCACGAACUGCUUUCAAAAGCAGAGGCAUUAUCUUCUCAUUAGCAACUAUAAUCCCUGUGUCCAAAUCAAG